UUUCCAUGAAGACUGAUGCAUCAAUGGAUUGUCCAUUUAAAUUCAGUUCAGGAGACCCUUCUGCUGAUGUGAGUAACAAACAGGAUGGGUCAGUGUCUUCCAUUGGAAAGAAGCAGCUGGGCUCCAUUUUUAAGAAGCUUGAGGACACAGUCAUUUCUCUAUUGAAGAAAGAGCUGAUGAGGUUCAAGGCACUACUGAGCUCAGAUUACUCAAUGUCCUCUGAGAUAGAGGAAGAACAUCAGGUCAGAGAGGGGUUUCUGAAGAUCACACUUCACGCCCUGAGAAAGAUGAACCAGACAGACCUCGCUAAAACACUACAGACCAAGCUGGCCCCUUUGUAUGUGAAAAAGCACAAAUCCAGACUAAAGGAUACCUUUCAACGAAUAAAUGAAGGAAUAUCAAAGCAAGGAAACUCGCUUCUGAAUGAGAUCUACACAGAGCUCUACAUCACAGAGGGAGGGAGUGGAGAGGUCAACACUGAACAUGAAGUGAGACAGAUUGAGAGAACAUCCAGAAGACCAGAGAUGCCAAUCAAGUGCAAUGACAUCUUCAAAACCUUACCAGCACAAGACAAACCCAUCAGAACCGUGCUGACUAAAGGAGUGGCUGGAAUUGGAAAAACCGUCUCUGUGCAGAAGUUUAUCUUGGACUGGGCGGAAGGGAAAGAGAAUCAGGAUAUUCACUUCAUGUUUCCACUUCCGUUCAGAGAGCUGAAUUUGAUGAAGGAGAAAAAUAUGAGUCUGAUGGGGCUUCUGUAUCAGUUUGUUACAGGUACAGAAGAGCUGAGAUCAAAAGACAUUCAUGACUAUGAAGUCCUUUUCAUCUUUGAUGGUCUCGAUGAGUGUCGACUUCCUCUAAAUUUCCGGAACAAUCAGAGGUUGUGUGAUGUAACAGAAGCAGCCUCAGUGGACGUGCUGCUGACCAACCUCAUCAUGGGGAAUCUGCUUCCUUCUGCUCUCCUCUGGAUCACCACUCGACCAGCCGCAGCCAGUCAGAUUCCUCCUGAGUGUGUAGACCAGAUCACAGAGGUAAGAGGCUUCAAUGACCCUCAGAAGGACGAGUAUUUCAGGAAGAAGAUACACAAUGAGAGUCUGGCCAAUAAAAUCAUCACACACAUCAAAUCAUCAAGGAGCCUCCACAUCAUGUGCCACAUCCCAGUGUUCUGCUGGAUUACAGCCACUGUUCUAGAGGCAAUGUUACUUGAAUCGGAAAGCGGAAAGAUCCCCAAUACUCUGACUCAAAUGUUCACACGCUUCCUGAUCUUUCAGACCAAACUGAAGACCCAGAAGUAUGAAGGAAAAUGCGAUGUGGAUCUUCAGCAGACCAAAAAAAAUCUUCUGUUACUGGGCAAACUGGCUUUUGAACAGCUGGAAAAAGGGAACCUGAUCUUCUAUGAGGAAGACCUGAGAGAGUGUGGCAUUGAUGUCAGAGAAGCGUCGGUGUACUCAGGAGUUUGCACACAGAUCUUCAGAGAGGAGUUUGGGCUGCACUUGGGGAAAGUCUUCAGCUUUAUGCAUCUGAGCAUUCAGGAGUUUCUUGCUGCUGUAUAUGUGUUUGUGUCCUUUGUCAACAAAAACAUAUUCACUUCCAAGUCAAAAAUGCUGGAAUUUCUAAAGAGUGAAGUGGACAGGGCCUUACAGAGUGCAAAUGGACACCUGGACCUUUUCCUCCGUUUCCUUCUGGGUCUAUCACUGGAGUCUAAUCAAGCAGUCUUUCGAAGCCUACUGAAACAGCGAGGAAGCAGCUUUCACAGUGGACAGGGCAUCGUUAAGUACAUUAAGAUGAAGAUUAGGGAAAAUCCCUCUUCAGAGAAAUCAAUCAACCUGUUCUACUGUCUAAAUGAAUUGAAUGAUCAUUCUCUGGAGCAGGAAGUACAAAUAUUCCUGAAGAGAGGUAGAAGUGAUAUUUCCAACCUCUCUCCUGCUCAGUGGUCAGCUCUGGUGUUUAUGUUGCUAAACUCAGAAAAGGAACUGAAUGAGUUUAAACUGAGUGAAUAUUAUCCAUCUGAAGAAUGUUUAUUGAGGCUGCUGCCAGUGGUAACAGCAUCCAGGAUAGCCGAUCUGAGUAAAUGUCAUCUCAAAGAUGAAAGUUGUUCAGCUUUGGCCAAAGUUCUCAGCUCAUACUCCUCAAGUCUGAGAGAACUGAACCUGAGUAACAAUAACCUGCAGGAUUGUGGAGUGAGGAUGCUCAGUGCUGGACUGGGAAGUUCAACCUGUCAUCUGGAGACAUUAAAGUUAUCUAAUUGCUGCAUUCGAGAUGAAGGUUGUGCUGCUCUGGCUACAGCUCUGAAAUCAAACCCCUCACACCUGAGAGAACUCAAUCUGAGCUAUAAUUAUCCAGGAGAUUCCGUAGUAAAGCAGCUCUGUGGUGUACUGGAGGAUCCACAGUGCAAACUUAAGAAACUACAACUGGAACACUGCUGUAUUCGAGAUGAAGGUUGUGCUGCUCUGGCUACAGCUCUGAGAUCAAACCCCUCACACCUGAGAGAACUCAAUCUGAGCACAAACACACUGAGAGAUUCUGGAGCAAAGUUGCUUUCUGCUCUACUUGAGGAUCCACAGUGUAAACUGGAGAAACUACAGCUGUCUCACUGCAGUAUUGGAGAGGAAGGUUGUGCUCUUCUGGUUUUAGCUCUGAAAUCAAACCCCUUACACCUGGAAGAACUCAAUCUGAGCUUUAACAAACCAGGAGAUUCAGGAGUGACACUGCUGUCUGCUGUACUGAUGGAUCCACAGUGUAAACUGGAGAGACUACAGCUUUCCACCUGCGAUAUUAGAGAGAAAGGUUGUGCUGCUCUGGCUUCAGCUCUAAAAUCAAACCCCUCUCACCUGAGAGAACUCAAUCUGAACUUUAAUAAACUAGAAGACUCAGGAGUGAAGCUGCUUUGUGCUGGACUGGUGGAUCAACACUGUAAACUGGAGAAACUAUGGUUGUCCUGGUGCAGAAUCGGAGAAGAAGAUUGUCCCGCUCUGGCCUCAGCUCUGAAAUCAAACCUCUCAAGCCUGAUAGAGCUGAAUCUGAAUAAUACUGCACCAGGCGAUACGGAAGUGGAGCUGCUUUCUGCUCUGUUGAUUGAUCCACAUUGUAAACUGGAGAAACUACAGUUAUCUCGCUGCUGUAUUAGAAAUGAAGGUUUUGCUGCUCUGAUUUCAGCUCUGAAAUCAAACCCCUCACACCUGAGAGAACUCAAUGUGAAUGAAAAUGAUCUAGAAGAUUCUGAAGUGAGGCUGCUCUCUGAUCUACUGAAGGAUCCACGCUUUAAACUGGCGAAACUACAGCUGUCUCACUGCCGUAUUAGAUAUGAAGGCUUUGCUGCUCUGAUUUCAGCUCUGAAAUCAAACCCCUCACACUUGAGAGAACUCGAACUUAAUGAAAAUGAUCCAGGAGUUUCUGAAGUGAGGUUGCUCUCUGGUCUACUGAGGGAUCCACGCUUUAAACUGGCGAAACUACAGUUAUCUAAUUGCUUUAUUCCAGAUGAAGGUUGUGCUGCUCUGGCUACAGCUCUGAAAUCAAACCCCUCACACCUGAGAGAACUCAAUCUGAGCUAUAAUUAUCCAGGAGAUUCCGUAGUAAAGCAGCUCUGUGGUGUACUGGAGGAUCCACAGUGCAAACUUAAGAAACUACAACUGGAACACUGCUGUAUUCGAGAUGAAGGUUGUGCUGCUCUGGCUACAGCUCUGAGAUCAAACCCCUCACACCUGAGAGAACUCAAUCUGAGCACAAACACACUGAGAGAUUCUGGAGCAAAGUUGCUUUCUGCUCUCCUUGAGGAUCCGCAGUGUAAACUGGAGAAACUACAGUUAUCUAAUUGCCAUAUUAGGGAUGAAGGUUGUGCUGCUCUGGCUUCGGCCCUGAAAUCAAACCCCUCACACCUGAGAGAACUCAAUCUCAAUAAUAAUGAAUUGGGAGGUUUAGGACUGAAACUACUCAAUGAUAUACAGGAGGAUCCACAAUAUAAACUAGAGGAACUACAUAUCUGUCCUGUACUGUAAAUGCAAAACAAACAACUGCCUUCUGCCAUGAAGAACAAACAGCUGCUUGCUGCCACCUACUGGACAAACACUUUGUCUGUUAGGGUUAUGAACUCGCAUGUAGUAAUAACUGA
This is a messenger RNA of Sinocyclocheilus grahami, 4105 nucleotides long. RefSeq names its product NACHT, LRR and PYD domains-containing protein 12-like. The transcript has 18 exons. NCBI's taxonomy places the organism in Eukaryota, Metazoa, Chordata, Actinopteri, Cypriniformes, Cyprinidae. Gene Ontology annotation, molecular function: protein binding. The record is from RefSeq and is a predicted model, not a curated record. Bases 6 to 3992 code for a protein of 1328 amino acids.